AUGACUUUGAAUGACACCAUCAACCACUACAGAAAUAAUAGGAAGGUUCUUCUUCUUAUAGUCUAUAUUGCAUUAUUUUUGGAUAAUAUGUUGCUAACAACAGUCGUGCCCAUAAUUCCCGAAUAUUUACUGAGAAUUUCGCAUCCAAACACGACCGAUCAACUUCUGUACAACAAGCCAGUUGAAGACCAUGCUAUUGAGAAGAGACAGAUAGUUUGGGACGACGAUGCGUGGGAUAUGCCUAUGCCUGGUAGUACAGGAGAAGAUAUUCCAUGGGAAGAGAAUCCACUGGCAAUUCAGAGGAAACCUGAGAAAAGCCGGAAAAAAGCGAAGCAGAGAAACAAGGAAAUUUCCCGAAAGCAGCCAGUUCCCUAUAGCGAGAGAUUUGUUAUAAUGUUUCUAUCGACGGUACUUUUCGCAUUUGGAACAUCUUAUGGGACCCUAUGGUUUGCAAGGGCCAUGCAAGGCGUGGGUUCUGCUUGUUCCAGCACUUCCGGUAUGGGUAUGUUAGCCCAAGCUUACCCGGAUGACGCUGAGCGAGGAAGUGCAAUGGGAAUUGCUCUGGGCGGUAUAGCCCUAGGGGUCUUGGUAGGGCCACCGUACGGAGGAGUACUGUACCAAUGGGCGGGAAAGGAGCUACCGUUUAUACUUCUUGCUCUCCUAGCUCUUUUCGAUGGAUCCUUGCAAUUUAUUGUACUCCAGCCGAAAGUAGACCGAGGUGAACCGGAAGGUUCGACGAUAAAGCAGCUAGUCAAAGAUCCUUAUAUCAUCGUUGCUGCAGGUAGAGUAAAAACAGAUGUUUACCCGUAG
This is a messenger RNA of Cylicostephanus goldi, 810 nucleotides long. The record is from the annotation of a GenBank genome assembly. Lineage: Eukaryota; Metazoa; Nematoda; Chromadorea; Rhabditida; Strongylidae.